AUGGUCGCUUCUCCUGCUGUUGCCAGACUCCGUCAGCUCUUGGCCGACGAGAGCAAAAUCAUUGUCUGCCCUGGGGUAUACGAUGGUUUCACUGCCCGAAUUGCCCUCGCUGAGGGCUUCGAUGCGCUGUACAUGACCGGCGCGGGUACCACCGCUUCGCGCCUCGGACAGCCCGACCUGGGGGUCGUCACGCUGAAUGAAAUGCGGGGUAAUGCGGAGAUGAUUGCCGGGCUCGACCCCGCGGUGCCGCUCAUAGCCGACGCGGACACUGGCUUCGGAGGCUCACUCAUGGUCCACCGCACCGUCACCGAAUACAUCCGCGCCGGAGUAGCCGCCCUCCACCUCGAGGACCAACCCACCAGCAAACGAUGCGGUCAUCUCAGCAACAAACAGCUCGUUCCCGAAGCCGAAUACCUAGACCGGAUUCGCGCAGCCAUCAAUGCUCGCGCGCGCUCAGGGGGGGAUAUCGUUCUGAUUGCCCGGACAGAUGCCCUGCAGUCGCUGGGAUAUGAGGCGGCGGUUUCUCGCCUCAAGGGGGCGAUUGCCCUCGGUGCCGACGUCGCGUUCUUGGAAGGCGUCGCGUCCGCGGAGCAAGCCCGUCAAGUCUGCGAGGAGCUCAAGCCCACCCCUGUUCUGUUUAAUGCAGUACCUGGAGGUGUCUCACCGGAUCUGUCGGUGCAGGAGGCUCAGGAACUCGGGUUCCGGUUGAUUAUUUACCCGGGUCUGGCAUUGGGAGCUGUGUAUCAAGCGGUCCGGGAGGCGGCGCAGAAGUUGAAGGAGACAGGAACCCAGGCCGUGCGAGCGGGACAAGGCCCGAGGGAUAUCUUCAAUGUGCUUGGGUUGCAAGAGGCGGUGGCGCUGGAUUUGGCGGCCGGGGGGAGAUUGUACGACAAGGGCGUCUAACGGGCUUCAGCUGGCUGGCACCGCGACGCUUGGCCGAUGUAUAUCAGAAUGGCAGAUGAUAGUCUAGUACUGCGAAAUGGAAUAAACAAAUUCACA
This is a messenger RNA of Aspergillus sclerotioniger CBS 115572, 999 nucleotides long. RefSeq names its product isocitrate lyase/PEP mutase family protein. Gene Ontology annotation, molecular function: catalytic activity. The transcript is spliced from 3 exons. The coding region runs from base 1 to 903 and encodes 300 amino acids. Lineage: Eukaryota; Fungi; Ascomycota; Eurotiomycetes; Eurotiales; Aspergillaceae. The record is from RefSeq and is a predicted model, not a curated record.